AUGAUGAAUAAACGUUUCCGGCAUUUUAAUUCCUCUGUGAUACCAUUUUGUAUUAUAAUCAUUUGUUUAAUCUACGGUGAAAUUAUACAUCCAUAUAUUACAUUGAAUGUAUGGAGAUUGCCUAAUAACAAACCAAACGAAGAUGAAGUAAGAAUUCUACUUGUAGCCGAUUCACACAUUGAAGGUUAUCAUUCAGCUCUAUGGAUUCUAAAUGAAAUAUUACAAGCUGACAGUGAUGAUUAUCUUCGAUUUUAUUACUCAAAAGCUGUACAACGAACAAAUUCUAAUGGUGUGAUCUUUUUAGGAGAUCUUUUGGAUACAGGAGACACGGCAGUCAAUACAGAUUUCAUACAUGCAACAUCACGUUUUCGAAAGAUAUUUCUUUAUGAGAAAGAUUUAUUUAUUAUUUUAACACCUGGAGAUAAUGAUAUCGGGGGUGAAGGAGUUCCUGUGACACAAAAUUUAUUCACUCGUUUCUUUGUUAAUCUACCUGUGAAACAUGAAAAUUACAAAUAUAAAUUUGUCAAUUUUUAUUCAGAUUAUAGGAGACCUAAAAUCACACCUGAAAUUUCAAAUGAAAAGUCUUUCGAUGAAAUUAAUGUCUAUGUCAGUCAUUUACCAGUUAUCUCACAUCAAUAUAUUCGAUUCCCUGUAACUUUGUUGAAAUCUAAUGCCUCGUUGAGUAUUCAUGGUCAUCUUCAUAGAAGUCAAAUUAUACAUUGGAAAAAUAUUAAAAAUUUAGAAAAUGCCCAAUCCAAUGUUACAUGGAUUCAAACUCCACAAUUUUCAAAUAUAUUACCACAGUCGAUCAGCUUCAAAUUGAAUGAUAAUUUAAAAUUUUUGAAAAUUAAAGAUCAAUUUACACAAAAAUAUCAAGUCAAAGUAUAUGGUGAAUUAAUUUCCAUCGGUGUACCAUCAUGUACUUAUCGUUCAGGUUAUCCUCAUUUGGCUGGAAUUGGUUUAUUACAAUUAUAUAGAAAUAAAUCUGUCGUUUAUACAGUACUCCCAUUACAUAAUCGUUAUUAUACAUUGUUUAUUUAUUGUUUCAUUAUUACUUCAUUGGUUGGAUUAAAGUUCAUUGUCUAUUGUACUAAUAUUUUAGUAAAUUUUAAAUGUUUACGAAAUAUUUUCUUUUUAAUUACAAUGAUUUUACUAUUCCUAGUGAUUUAUCAUGAAUUGGAAGUAUUUAUUCAAAUUGGAAAAUUAUUUUGA
Schistosoma turkestanicum is the source of this 1212-nucleotide messenger RNA. The record is from the annotation of a GenBank genome assembly. Lineage: Eukaryota; Metazoa; Platyhelminthes; Trematoda; Strigeidida; Schistosomatidae.